UGUCAUCAGUCAGUGUCAAACGCACGGUUCUUCAUCUGUCAAAGUCAGCAGGCAUAAAAAAAAGAUCGUCUUUCGUACUAUAUUUUCGUUGCGAAAGACUGAAGUGAAUUACUUAACUUUUCUUUAAAUGCGAGACUCUUGAAUGCGAGUUAAAUUCUAAUUAGUAUUAAUCCUUUUCGUGGUAAAACGUAUCUAAAAAAAAAUUAACUCAUAACCUAAAAUUUUAAACUACUUUGUGUUUACAAAAAUGCGGCUAAACAUACGGUUACUUUCGUCUGCUGUUCAAAAGAGACCUUUUUAUGUGACUACCCCUAUAUUUUACGUGAAUGCCGCACCACAUCUCGGUCACCUUUACUCAGCAGUCGUAGCAGACGCCAUUCAGAGGUUUGAGAAGCUCACAAACCCAGACUGCAAUAUUAUAUUUAGUACAGGCACUGACGAGCAUGGAACCAAGAUCCAGCAAGCAGCUGCCAAAGCCAAACUUCCCCUACCAGAGUACUGCUCCAAGACAUCUGACGAAUACCGAACACUGUUCAAGGAGUUCAACGUUGACUUCACAGAUUAUGUCAGGACUACAGAGAAAAGACACAAGGUUGCUGUUAAGCACUUUUGGAACAAACUAAUGAGAAAGGACUACAUAUACAAAGCGAAGUACUCGGGCUGGUAUAGCGUCAACGACGAGUCUUUCGUGCCUGAGGCUCACACCAGGGAAGAUAUUGUGAAUGGAGAGAAGGUAAAAGUGUCAGUGGAGUCAGGCCACAGAGUCGAGUGGACAGAAGAGACAAACUACAUGUUUCGUCUCAGCGCCUUCAAAACGCAUCUGAAGGAGUGGCUUAGUACAGACGGCGUGAUAACUCCCAGCAAGUUCCAGAAACAGUUGCAGGAGUUACUGGAGAAUGAGGUGUACUUCCCCGACAUAUCUGUCAGUCGGCCGUCUUCCAGGGUGCACUGGGCGAUACGGGUGCCAAACGACGAGGAGCAAAGUAUAUACGUGUGGCUUGACGCUCUCAUCAACUACCUAACUGCUAUCGGGUAUCCUGAUGAAGACGCUAUGAUCCGGCGCGGCCGGCCCUGGCCCGCUGACGUGCACGUAGUAGGGAAGGAUAUACUCAAGUUCCACGGCAUUUACUGGCCGGCCUUCCUAAUGGCCACCAGCUGGCCGCCGCCGCGCCGCCUCGUCUGCCAUUCACACUGGACGGUAGACGGAAGCAAGAUGUCCAAGUCUUUAGGCAAUGUGGUGGAUCCAAGGAGGACCCCUGUGAAUCCCUCUGCGUUGAGAUAUUUGCUGUUGAGAGAAGCUACUAUGGCUGGUGAUGCUAAUUACAGCGAGACCAAGCUAAUAAACGUGGCCAACUCCGAGCUAGCCGAUACAUUAGGCAACCUGGCGUCCCGUUGUUGCGGCGCGUCCCUCAACCCGCGACAGGAAUUCCCUCCAUUACACGUCCACGAGCUCGCAACGUGUCGGCAAGUUGACGUCACCGCGAAUUUGCUGGAUAGAGUUGAAAGGCUGCCUGAAAUCUGCCACGAGCACUACUCAAACUACCAGUUCUACAAAGCCGUAGACGCGGUCAUACACACGCUACACCUCGCCAAUCUCUUCUUCGAGACGCACAAACCUUGGGAACUCAGAAAACAAGUGGAAAACCAGAAACACCUUGACGUCAUCCUACACAUCACCAUGGAAACGCUACGAAUAUGCGGAAUAAUACUCCAACCGAUAAUACCUGAUAUGUCCCAGAAAUUACUCGAUAAACUACAAAUUCCGAAGGAUUUCAGAAACUGGCAACACUGCGAGCGGCCAUCUUGGAGCAUAGAGGACGCGAUAUACGAAACGAAGUACAUACAGAAUGGCAAGUUUGUGCUGUUUCAGAGAGUUUAUGUGGAUAAGAAUAAUGUGCAGAAGAAAAAGGCGAAAGCGUAGGACUUGUAAUGUGUCAAUUUGUUUGGGUGGAAUGACUUAAACAGGCAAUAAUGUAGUUCCCACAAUAUUCUGAAUCAUAAUGCCUGGAAAAAACUAUUUUUAAACUUUUUGAGAUUGCCGAAUAGUCUUCUACUUACUUCUGUAUAGCAAUUAUUUUAUGAAUCUAACUGGUAAAUUAUGUAAUUAAAAUUAUUUGUUAUAUGUUUUGUAAUAUAACAACUCAGCAGUCUGUCAGCAUACAAUACUACAGCGACGGCAUGUUAUACUAAACACUAUCAAAUCCUAUUUUUUUGGUAAUAGGGGCGAUUUUGUAACCAAAAUGUCUUGUAUGAUGUGCUGUCAUCUGUAUGUGGAAGUCUUUGGAAGUAGUUUUUUUUGUUAACGGUUGCCAUUAUUAUGUACUUUAUAAAUCACUCAAUAUUUUAAAGCUUAUUAGUGCAAUAUAUUUAAAUACCUCCACUUCUGAAUAUUUCACUACCCUUUAGUGCUUUCAUUAAUUUUAAGGAAGUUUUUUGUUCUACUAUUAUAAUUUGUUGUUUUAUAAUACUG
Molecule: messenger RNA, 2470 nt
Organism: Ostrinia furnacalis (Asian corn borer)
Lineage: Eukaryota; Metazoa; Arthropoda; Insecta; Lepidoptera; Crambidae
Gene: MetRS-m
Product: Methionyl-tRNA synthetase, mitochondrial
Exons: 11
Coding region: 248-1921 (557 amino acids)
Biological process (GO): methionyl-tRNA aminoacylation
Molecular function (GO): ATP binding; methionine-tRNA ligase activity
Source: RefSeq, a predicted model, not a curated record